This is a messenger RNA of Polypterus senegalus (gray bichir), 2301 nucleotides long. RefSeq names its product malic enzyme 1, NADP(+)-dependent, cytosolic (gene me1). Gene Ontology annotation, biological process: pyruvate metabolic process; malate metabolic process. The coding region runs from base 186 to 1901 and encodes 571 amino acids. Gene Ontology annotation, cellular component: mitochondrion. The record is from RefSeq and is a predicted model, not a curated record. The transcript has 14 exons. Gene Ontology annotation, molecular function: NAD binding; malate dehydrogenase (decarboxylating) (NAD+) activity; malate dehydrogenase (decarboxylating) (NADP+) activity. NCBI's taxonomy places the organism in Eukaryota, Metazoa, Chordata, Cladistia, Polypteriformes, Polypteridae.
AUUGCCACACAGCUGAUUUGGCUGCCUGCCCAAAACUGCCACACAAAUGCUGUCCCGACAAUAGCGCUUUAUUGCACACCUAGCUGCUCAUCGUUUUGGUCCUUCGGAUCAUUCUUCGCGCUUGAACGUGUAUUUACUACGGCAAUACGAACAGGAAAGCGGUACAAGAGGCUUCCCUAGACAAGAUGGAAGGAAACAAACCACCUGUCGUGUUCACUGAGAAGAGAGGCUACCAGAUCACCCGCUGCCCUCAUCUGAACAAGGGCAUGGCCUUCACAUUAGAUGAAAGAAUGCACCUUGGAAUUCAUGGUCUUCUCCCACCUUGCUUUCUUAGUCAAGAUGUUCAAGUUCUCAGAGUCCUUAGAAACUUUGACAUGAAGAAGGAUGAUUUGGACAGAUACAUAUACUUGAUGGCUCUUCAGGAUCGAAAUGAGAAGCUGUUCUACAGGAUCCUUACCUCUGAUAUUGAGCGAUUCAUGCCCAUUGUGUACACUCCAAUUGUAGGACUGGCUUGUCAACACUACGGCUUAGUAUUUAGAAGACCAAGGGGUCUCUACAUUACAAUCCAUGACAGAGGUCACAUUGCGACAGUGCUUAGAUCUUGGCCUGAGAAUGAUAUUAAGGCUAUUGUGGUGACAGAUGGAGAACGUAUCCUAGGAUUAGGUGACCUUGGCUGUUAUGGCAUGGGCAUCCCUGUGGGCAAGCUUGCCCUUUACACUGCAUGUGGUGGAGUGAAGCCCCAACAAUGUCUACCUGUGAUGUUGGAUGUAGGCACAAAUAAUGAGGACCUCUUAAAUGAUCCCUUAUAUAUUGGAUUACGACAAAAAAGACAGCGAGGUCAAGAUUAUGAUGAACUGUUGGAGGAAUUCAUGGAGGCAGUGACAAGCAGAUAUGGGAUGACAUGCUUAAUCCAGUUUGAAGAUUUUGCCAAUACAAAUGCUUUCCGCCUUCUGAAUAAAUACCGGAACAAAUACUGCACCUUCAAUGAUGAUAUCCAAGGUACAGCAGCUGUGGCGGUGGCAGGACUUCUGGCUGCAUUGCGCAUUACUAACAACAAACUUUCAGACCACAAGAUAUUGUUUCAAGGAGCAGGAGAGGCUGCCAUGGGUAUUGCAGAUCUUAUUAUUAUGGCAAUGGAGAAGGAAGGUACACCUAGAGAUGAAAGUAUUAAGAAAAUCUGGAUGGUUGACUCCAAAGGACUGAUUGUUAAGGGGCGUGGGAAUUUAACACAUGAAAAAUGUAAAUUUGCUCAAGAUCACUCUGAAAUAAAACAUCUGGAAGAUGUAGUUCAAGACAUUAAACCAACAGCAAUCAUUGGUGUUGCUGCAGUUGGAGGAGCAUUUACAGAGAAAAUCAUCAAAGACAUGGCAUUAUUCAAUAAACGUCCAAUCAUUUUCGCGCUGAGUAACCCUACUAGCAAAGCUGAAUGUACUGCAGAGCAAUGUUACACCCUGACUGAGGGCCGUGGCAUUUUUGCCAGUGGAAGUCCUUUUGACCCUGUUGUCCUUCCCGAUGGUCGUCAGUUUUUCCCAGGUCAAGGAAACAAUGCCUAUGUCUUCCCAGGAGUUGCCCUUGGUGUUGUUGCUUGUGGAAUCAAACACAUCAGUGAUGAAAUCUUUCUUACUACCGCUGAGACUAUAGCUGACCUGGUCAAAGAUGAACAUUUAAGUGAAGGACGCUUAUACCCACCACUGAACACAAUCAGAGAAGUUUCCCUCAGACUGGCAGUUAAGAUUGUGGAAUAUGCCUAUAAGAACAAUCUGGCCACUGUCACCCCUGAACCAACAGAUAAGGAAGCAUUUGUUCGCACUCAAGUUUAUAGCACUGAGUAUGAAAGUUUUGCAGCUGAUUCUUAUGCAUGGCCUGAAGAAGCCAAGAAAGUAUUGUCUGUGAAGCUAUGACAGGGUUAUUGUCGCUUUGCAUGCUCUUAAUACAGCAGCUGUCUGAAAACAUUUAAAAUAUGAAUUAAAUAUACUUCAUCAUAUUGAUAUAAAUUAAAUACUAUAUGCAGAUUUAAUAGGUGCAGAUCCCUAAACCCUAAAAUUUAAUCAGGCAGAUCUGAAAAGGAAUGGAUAGGCAGAAUAUCUUUAAUUGUUUAAAUUUCAGAAUUGCUGGUGUGUUUUUAUGAUUUAGAAUUUUGUUAAAUAUAAUCUAAUAAAAUACAUGACAGUAUCUGUGUAUGUCUGAAAUGGAUUGAAACGAAGUAGAGCAAAUUCUUUAGUUGGCACAUUUACUCAAAAGACACUUAUAAAUCAUAUUGUUUGCUUCUUGAGCUGGAUCACUGAUACCCAGAGUGACACC